Desarmillaria tabescens is the source of this 1403-nucleotide messenger RNA. RefSeq lists its product as uncharacterized. The record is from RefSeq and is a predicted model, not a curated record. Gene Ontology annotation, cellular component: nucleus. The transcript has 4 exons. Lineage: Eukaryota; Fungi; Basidiomycota; Agaricomycetes; Agaricales; Physalacriaceae. Gene Ontology annotation, molecular function: protein dimerization activity; DNA-binding transcription factor activity. The coding region runs from base 394 to 1260 and encodes 288 amino acids.
GAAAGUUAAAAGUCCCAGGAGAACAGACUGACGCACGUGGGAAGAUAUAUCUGGUAUCCGGGGUCCUUCCCGUGGUCUCUCACAAAAGGCGUGAUUCCCAUGUGACGGCCUCCCAAAGUCAUCACCCCCCACUUUACCUCGACGCGACCAGUAUAUUCUGCUCAUUGUCGACAACAGCGAGCAGGCAUACUACAAUACAUCCCUUUUGUGGCCCUUGCAGUGGUUUCCUACCCAUUCUGCCUAUUGAUCCGAAUUUUUUUAUAUUAUUCAGCCCUGCGGGUUGUUAUCAAACCCAAGUCUCAGUGUUUUGAGGAUUCAUUACGAACAAUUAUUGAGCUGCAGUUAUCGAACCACUGCAGUAACGCAAUAAUUCUGUACUCUUAGUCAACAACGAUGCCCCAGGCUGCAGCGCAACAUGACCCAGCAUUGGCUGGUCAACCAGCGGCUCCGUCAAAUGCCGUUCCCACUACGACCCCAGAUUUGAGUUCUCUGGGCCUUGGGAGAGAGCAGAUUCUCUCCUUGUUAAGUAAUUUGCCAGUAUUCAAGGUCACCGACCAAGGUCCCAAGGCCGAUGCCGCCCAGAUUUUAUCCAAUUUGGCCCAGCAGCAAGGCUUUGUUGGCGUCAUCCCUGGCUUUCCUGGACCUGGGAUAAGCGACCCUGGUCCGUCUUCGCAUCCUCGAGGUCCCCCCAACCUAGGACAGCAAAAAGAGACAGAGGAGGGGAGCGAUGAAGGCGAGGGCGCUGCCAAGCCUCCUCCGAAGCCUGAGAACGCCCCACCUAUCAACCAGGGUCCCAAUCCUAACCUUGGCGGGAGGCGAUCAAAGAGCGGUGCUACCAUGGGGAGUGACGAGUGGACGAGGCAACGCAAAGAUAAUCAUAAAGAAGUCGAGCGCCGCCGCCGAGGUAAUAUCAACGAAGGCAUUAACGAACUCGGUCGCAUUGUUCCCAACGGGUCUGGUGAAAAAGCCAAAGGCGCAAUCCUGUCGCGCGCAGUGCAAUACAUUCACCACCUCAAGGAGAACGAAGCCAGAAAUAUUGAGAAGUGGACCCUGGAGAAGCUCUUGAUGGAUCAAGCGAUGGGAGACUUGCAAGCCCAGCUUGAGGACAUGCGAAAAAUGUGGGAGGAGGAGCGAGCGAAUCGACAAAGGAUCGAAGCCGAGAUAGAGACGAUUAGGAGCGGCGCUCAUGCUGGCCAGAAGAGGCCCCGCGAGGAUGAAGAUGGGAAAGAUGGUGACGGGAAGAAGCAGAGGACGGAGUAGGCGUUUCUUCUUGUGAUAUGUGGACUCAUCGCUGUUUUCUUUGCUAUGAGGCGGUUGUACUAUGUUUUUCCUGGAUUUUCGAUGUUUAUUUGUUGUCGUUAUGAAGUUACUGUGUAUGAUAUUUAUUUAUCGUUUUGAAAACA